This is a messenger RNA of Pimephales promelas (fathead minnow), 2677 nucleotides long. It is a transcript of the gene trim2a, whose product is annotated as tripartite motif containing 2a. Lineage: Eukaryota; Metazoa; Chordata; Actinopteri; Cypriniformes; Leuciscidae. Gene Ontology annotation, biological process: proteasome-mediated ubiquitin-dependent protein catabolic process; protein polyubiquitination. The record is from RefSeq and is a predicted model, not a curated record. Gene Ontology annotation, molecular function: ubiquitin protein ligase activity; protein binding; zinc ion binding.
UUAAAGAUCCAGAGAGAGCGAGAGACCAGUAAUCUUUCUCCUCCUCAUAUGCUAGUUUGAAAUAAGCUGUCAUCCGUUUUUUGGCUUAGCUGUGUUCAGAUUUCCUCUCUUCUCAGUGCGGAAGUGAAACGCUGCAUUUGUCGGGUAUCAACAUGUGGGAUGGUGCCUUGAGAACAGCUGGUUGAUGGGCCCGGGCUGAAGACGUGUGGGAGGCCUUUGAUAGAGUGUUAGGAUGGCCACUGAAGCUUCUACCCUCCCAAGUCCUGUGGUGCGUCAGAUCAACAAACAGUUCCUGAUUUGCAGUAUCUGUCUGGAUCGCUACAACAAUCCCAAGGUCCUUCCCUGCCUCCACACCUUCUGUGAAAGGUGUCUGCAGAACUAUAUUCCCGCCCACAGUCUGACUCUGUCUUGCCCCGUGUGCCGUCAGACCUCCAUCCUGCCGGAGAAAGGUGUGGCGGCACUUCAGAGUAAUUUUUUUAUCACCAACCUGAUGGAGGUGCUAAAGAGAAGCCCAGACAUUAACCUCAGUGAGGACUGCACAGAUGCUAUCAAUGGAGUGGCCAGUGGACAACCACUCUCAUGUCCCAAUCAUGGAGGAAACGUAAUGGAGUUCUACUGUCCACCAUGCGAGACAGCCAUGUGUGAGGAGUGUACAAGCGGCGAACACGCAGAACACGACACCGUCCCGCUUAAGGAUGUUUUAGAACAGCACAAAGCCUCGCUACAGGAGCAGCUGGACGCCGUCAAAAACAGACUGCCAGAAAUUGACUCUGCACUGGAGGUUCUGUCUGAGAUUUUGCAGCAGCUGAGCAAUCAGAAGAGUUCAAUAGAAGAUGUGAUUCAUGCUACUUUUGAGGAACUUCAGAAGACCCUUAAUGUACGGAAGAGUGUUCUGCUGAUGGAGCUGGAGGUCAACUACGGACUCAAACAGAAGGUGUUGCAAGCUCAGCUGGAGUUGUUGCUGCAGGGGCAGGAGGGCAUAUGCAGCAGCUGCAGUUUCACCGAGCAGGCUCUUAAUCACGGCUCGGAAGCCGAGGUCCUGUUGGUCAAGAAGCAGAUGAGCGAGCGCCUUGACGAGCUGGCCAAUCAGGAGCUCCCUCUUUGGCCAGAGGAGAACAAGCAGCUGGACUUCUUGGUGGAGACAGACGGUCUUCGCAAAUCCAUCCACAACCUUGGUGCUAUAGUAACCACCAAUGCUAUAGCCGCAGAAACUGUUGCCACCGGUGAAGGCCUGAGGCACUGCAUCGUGGGACAGCCAACCUCGGUGACUAUAACAACAAAAGACAGAGACGGCGGACUGUGCCGGACAGGAAAUGCUCUGCUCAUUGCUGAUCUUUCUGCCUCUGAUGGCACCGCAGUGGGGGAAGGUGAAGUCACGGAUCAUAAAAAUGGCACUUAUGAGUUUGUGUACACGGCCCCGUGUGAGGGCCGCUUCACGCUCUCGCUGAAGCUCUAUGAUCAGCAUAUUAAAGGCAGCCCAUUCAGCAUACGUGCCAACAAAAUGACAGAGAUCUCCCUGACUGCAGACGGAGGCAAGAAACGCCUCAAAUCUCCAGGAAGCAGCCAUGUGAAACAGCGUGCCAUCAAGCGCCCUGCCAGCAUGUACAGCACCGGCAAACGGAAAGAAAACCCAAUCGAAGAUGACCUCAUGUUCCGAAUCGGAACUAAAGGCAGAAAUAAGGGUGAGUUCACCAAUCUUCAGGGAGUUGCUGCUUCUUCUGUUGGCAAGGUCCUGAUAGCAGACAGUAACAAUCAGUGUGUUCAGAUAUUUUCAAAUGAUGGACAAUUUAAGAGUCGCUUUGGAGUGAGGGGCCGAUCACCAGGACAACUUCAACGUCCAACUGGUGUCGCUGUGCACCCCAAUGGUGACAUCAUCAUUGCUGAUUAUGAUAACAAAUGGGUCAGCAUUUUCUCCUGUGAUGGCAAGUUUAAGACUAAAAUUGGCUCAGGGAAGCUCAUGGGUCCUAAGGGUGUAUCGGUUGAUAGAAAUGGCCACAUCAUUGUGGUUGACAAUAAAUCUUGUUGCGUCUUCAUUUUUCAGCCCAACGGAAAACUUGUUUCCAAGUUUGGAAACCGAGGCAACAGUGACAAGCAAUUUGCAGGUCCCCACUUUGCAGCAGUCAAUCCAAAUAAUGAAAUCAUUGUGACUGAUUUUCAUAAUCAUUCUGUAAAGGUGUUCAGUCCAGAGGGGGAGUUUCUACUGAAGUUUGGUUCUAAUGGCGAAGGAAAUGGGCAGUUUAAUGCACCGACAGGUGUGGCGGUAGAUGCCAAUGGCAAUAUUGUAGUGGCCGACUGGGGCAACAGCCGGAUACAGGUGUUUGACAGCAGUGGAUCCUUCUUGUCCUACAUCAACACCUCCGCAGACCCUCUGUAUGGCCCGCAAGGACUGGCUCUGACCUCUGAUGGCCACGUUGUGGUGGCAGACUCUGGGAACCACUGUUUUAAAGUAUACCGUUAUCUACAAUAGCACUUAUUCCUUAAAGCUGCCGCCCUUGUGCCAAAUGGGACCCUCAUAUUGCAUUGAAGUUGUUGUUGUAGCCCUUACCUUGGAGAGAAGAACAAACUGAAGGAAAUGGGAGUCUGUACCCUGAUCAUGAAGGUUUGCAAACCUAAAAACAUUGAUUUUGCAAGUCGAAGGAAAAAUUCACCCAAAAAUAUGAAUUCUGUCUUUUUUUUC